ACAUCUAGUAGAUCAUUUGGGAAGGACGUGCGUAGCAUAUAUAAAGAAGUGCAACAGUCUGAACUCUGAACACAGAACUGAAGACAUACAUCAAGGCAGUUCUUCUACACAGUACAGAUAUGGAGUCUAUGAAGAGCAAAACAGAAGACAGCACUAAAAGUGAUUUGUCUGAGCAGAUAAAAGCAGCCACUAAAGAUUGUCACGUCAGAGCUGAGAACACACAACUGAUGCUCAACUAUCAGAAAGGACAGAUAACAAAAACACAAUAUAAGCUCCUGCUGUGUUCUCUGUUUGAGAUCUAUCAAGCGCUUGAGGAAGAACUGGACAGGAACUGUGAUCACCCUGCAGUAAAGCCCAUCUAUUUCCCUCAGGAGCUUGCACGACUGGAGUCUCUGGAGCGAGAUCUGGAGUAUUUUUUUGGACCUCAGUGGAGGAAGAGAAUAUCAGUACCUUCAGCAACACAAAGAUACACACAGAGACUGAGAGAGAUCGGCAAAAGCAGGCCAAAUCUUCUUGUGUCACAUGCCUAUACACGCUACCUCGGAGACCUGUCAGGAGGACAGGUGCUUGGCAAAAUUACCCAGAAAUCCUUGGGGCUGACUGAAAACAAAGGGGUGGCAUUUUUCACGUUUCCCGGAGUGACGAGCCCCAACAAAUUCAAGCAGCUGUACAGGAGCAGGAUGAACAGCAUCGACUUAACAGAGCAGGAGAGACGGGACGUUCUGGACGAGGCUACAAGGGCUUUCGAGCUCAACAUUGAGGUGAGGAUGUGAUGCGUUGUGGUCAUUUCAAUGUUGAUUUACCGUUAAAUCAACAUCAAGGUUGAAUCAACGUUGAAUUACCUUUUGAUUUUACAAAUUGAAUUAACAUUGAACAAACAAAUGACAUUAUUUCGACGUUGAUAUUUAGGCAUUUUAUUACCUUUUGCAACCGUUAAGCAUUUACUGUUGUAUCAAUGUUGUUUUAACGUUGAAACAAGAACUGACAUUAUUUCAACCAAAUUUCAACGUUGAUUUUUAAUCAUUUUAUUACCUUUUGCAACUGUUUAGCAUUAACUGUUGUAUAAAUGAUGUUUUACGUUGAAACAAGAACUGACAUUAUUUCAACGUUGAUUUUUAAUCAUUUUAUUACCUUUUGCAACUGUUUAGCAUUAACUGUUGUAUCAAUGUUGUUUUAACGUUGAAACAAGAACUGACAUUAUUUCAACCAAAUUUCACCGUUGAUUUUUAAUCAUUUUAUUAACCUUUUGCAACUGUUUAGCAUUAACUGUUGUAUUAAUGUUGUUUUAACGUUGAAACAAGAACUGACAUUAUUUCAACCAAAUCUCAACGUUGAUUUUUAAUCAUUUUAUUAACCUUUUGCAACUGUUUAGCAUUAACUGUUGUAUCAAUGUUGUUUUAACGUUGAAACAAGAACUGACAUUAUUUCAACCAAAUUUCACCGUUGAUUUUUAAUCAUUUUAUUAACCUUUUGCAACUGUUUAGCAUUAACUGUUGUAUUAAUGUUGUUUUAACGUUGAAACAAGAACUGACAUUAUUUCAACCAAAUCUCAACGUUGAUUUUUAAUCAUUUUAUUAACCUUUUGCAACUGUUUAGCAUUAACUGUUGUAUCAAUGUUGUUUUAACGUUGAAACAAGAACUGACAUUAUUUCAACCAAAUCUCAAUGUUGAUUUUUAAUCAUUUUAUUAACCUUUUGCAACUGUUUAGCAUUAACUGUUGUAUUAAUGUUGUUUUAACGUUGAAACAAGAACUGACAUUAUUUCAACCAAAUCUCAACAUUGAUUUUUAAUCAUUUUAUUAACCUUUUGCAACUGUUUAGCAUUAACUGUUGUAUCAAUGUUGUUUUAACGUUGAAACAAGAACUGACAUUAUUUCAACCAAAUCUCAAUGUUGAUUUUUAAUCAUUUUAUUAACCUUUUGCAACUGUUUAGCAUUAACUGUUGUAUUAAUGUUGUUUUAACGUUGAAACAAGAACUGACAUUAUUUCAACCAAAUCUCAACGUUGAUUUUUAAUCAUUUUAUUAACCUUUUGCAACUAUUUAGCAUUAACUGUUGUAUCAAUGUUGUUUUAACGUUGAAAAAAGAACUGACAUUAUUUCAACCAAAUUUCAACGUUGAUUUUUAAUCAUUUCAUUAACCUUUUGCAACUGUUUAGCAUUAACUGUUGUAUCAAUGUUGUUUUAACGUUGAAACAAGAACUGACAUUAUUUCAACGUUGAUUUUUAAUCAUUUUAUUAACCUUUUGCAACUGUUUAGCAUUAACUGUUGUAUCAAUGUUGUUUUAACAUUGAAACAAGAACUGACAUUAUUUCAACAUUGAUUUUUAAUCAUUUUAUUAACCUUUUGCAACUGUUUAGCAUUAACUGUUGUAUCAAUGUUGUUUUAACGUUGAAACAAGAACUGACAUUAUUUCAACGUUGAUUUUUAAUCAUUUUAUUAACCUUUUGGAACUGUUUAGCAUUAACUGUUGUAUCAAUGUUGUUUUAACGUUGAAACAAGAACUGCCAUUAAUUCAACCAUAUUUCAACGUUGAAGCUCGGGCAUAUGCCUGCGGGUAGUUUUGUUAGUUGGGGUUAUAAAAAAUGAUACAGCUUGAUUUUAGACUUCAGGCUCAUCUAUAAUACAUAAUGUUGAUAUUUCAGUAAAUCAUCUAUGUGAAAUGUUGCAAUGAAUUAAACUAGUUUUUGAUAAAUGAGUUGAAUGAGUGUGAAAUUAAAUACAUGUUGGUUGUCUUAAACAGGUCUUUGAUGAUCUUCAGAAAAUGCUCAGCAUCACAGAGAAAAAUUCCAGU
Paramisgurnus dabryanus is the source of this 2792-nucleotide messenger RNA. Lineage: Eukaryota; Metazoa; Chordata; Actinopteri; Cypriniformes; Cobitidae. The record is from RefSeq and is a predicted model, not a curated record.